Coregonus sp. 'balchen' is the source of this 973-nucleotide messenger RNA. The record is from the annotation of a GenBank genome assembly. Lineage: Eukaryota; Metazoa; Chordata; Actinopteri; Salmoniformes; Salmonidae.
AUGGACGCAUUGCAGCCGUGUGACACAGAGUACCUUGGCUUCAUGUUAGACAACUCUAUCAAAGAGACCAACAGCCUCCUCAAAUGUGGACGCUGUCAGAAGUAAGAAACCUCAGUCAACUCCACAGUGUUGGCGCCAUCUUGUGGCCAUGAUACCUACCUGCAAUGAUCUGAACUGCAUUUUGACUACACAAUUUUUUUCAAUGUAUCCACAAUGUAAUGAUAGCUGAAUGUGUUGUGUUCCAUAAUGGAAUGUUAAACGAAUGUGUUGUGUUCCAGAAUGUUUGUGGUGAUGUUACACAGAGAUCCUAAAAAUAAAAUAAAGUGUUACCUUAAAUUACUAUAUCAUUCUAUGUAAUAUUAACUUAAUAUCUUGUGUUGCAGGAUGUUUGUGGUGCAGGCGGUCCCUGACAGUAACCUGGUGUUGAUGGUGGUCCAGGCGGACUGUGACUGCUCCCGCCAGUACUCCUCCAUCACCCUGGAGCCCAAGGAGGUCAAAUACAACGCAUCAGUCAAGUGUAACAGGAUGAAAUCUCAGAAAGUCAGGCGGCGCCCAAAGUCCUGCCAUGCCUACCAUCCUAAGGUCAACCAUCCUCCUCCUCUCUUUUUAACUGGUUGUAUAAUGACCUAAUAUUAACUUAAUUACAGUUGCUGGCUACAAUGUUUGCAUAGCAGGCAUGUUGAAAUUGAAAGAGAGAAGUGUUUGUUCAAUUUAAAUGUAAUGCAAGUCCCACAGAUGAAUAGUCGAAGUAGAAUAUUGUGUCAAUCAGUAUAAAGCAGUAGCAGUGGAAAAACAGCAGUUUCCAUGACGUUUUUCUACUUGUUUAUGAGGAUUUGUGUUAAUAUUGAAAUGGUUUUCUUGAUGAUUGUAGGAAAAUGCCAAGGACUGUGGAGGAGCUUCAGAGAUCAGCCUAUCCAAGGCCCUCUUCUUGGCUUCUCUGGCCACCUCAUUGGCCCUGCGCAGAUGGACUUAA